Solanum tuberosum (potato) is the source of this 465-nucleotide messenger RNA. RefSeq names its product ATP-dependent Clp protease ATP-binding subunit ClpA homolog CD4A, chloroplastic-like. The transcript has a single exon. Gene Ontology annotation, biological process: cellular response to heat. The annotation marks the transcript as partial. NCBI's taxonomy places the organism in Eukaryota, Viridiplantae, Streptophyta, Magnoliopsida, Solanales, Solanaceae. Gene Ontology annotation, cellular component: cytoplasm. The record is from RefSeq and is a predicted model, not a curated record. Gene Ontology annotation, molecular function: ATP binding; ATP hydrolysis activity.
ACUGGCAUUCCUGUAGAGAAGGUCUCAACUGAUGAAUCUGAUCGCCUCCUAAAAAUGGAAGAAACACUUCAUACCCGAGUCAUUGGCCAGGAUGAAGCUGUAAAAGCCAUUAGUCGUGCUAUCAGACGUGCCCGUGUUGGACUCAAGAAUCCCAACCGACCUAUUGCCAGUUUCAUCUUUUCUGGUCCAACUGGUGUUGGGAAGUCAGAACUGGCCAAGUCUUUAGCAACGUACUACUUUGGUUCUGAAGAAGCAAUGAUUCGGCUUGAUAUGAGUGAGUUUAUGGAGAGACACACUGUGUCUAAACUCAUCGGUUCUCCCCCUGGGUAUGUUGGUUACACUGAAGGUGGUCAAUUAACUGAAGCUGUGAGGCGUCGACCUUACACUGUUGUGCUCUUUGAUGAGAUUGAGAAGGCUCAUCCUGAUGUCUUUAACAUGAUGCUUCAAAUUCUUGAAGAUGGAAGA